Molecule: messenger RNA, 5092 nt
Organism: Amoebophrya sp. A25
Lineage: Eukaryota; Dinophyceae; Syndiniales; Amoebophryaceae
Source: the annotation of a GenBank genome assembly
GGAAUUAGCGAAGAAUGUAUAUAGAACCUUUUUCUGACCCACCCAGGCUGUUAAAAAAGGGUAAAUGUUUCUUAUGGAAGCUUAUUUUCGUUGUUUGACGAUUUUUAUAGUUCCCCAGCUCACGACGAUCUCACUGCUCAUUCCUUCUUAGUUGAGUUUACUUUGCUGCCCGUUUCGUUUACCAUUGCCUUCAGUUUUUCGUGAGUGUCGAAUCAUUCCACAGUCAUUUCUUCUUCAAAGUUAGGCACGACUUACUUGUUCAGUCGAAGAUUCAUAAUGAUGUGAGAAAUUUCCUUUUUUAUUAGUUAGUUGAAAUAUAGAUAAAGAGAACGAAGUUUUUCCGUUGUAGUUGUGUAUUCGCAGUAGUGUAUGAAACAACGAAAAUGUUCGUCCACCCGGGCCGUGAAGGCAAAAAUGGUUGGUCUGCCGAUGGGGACCGGGGUGGCAACAAGGGCUACCAGGAGUACGGCGGGCGAAGCUAUAAUCACGGCCAAGAACACAGGGCUGGAGAAAAGGGUAACUCAAAAAGCAAGUCCAGCGAUAGAAAUAGAGACAACGCGAAAGGAAAGGGCAAAGAAGACACCGGCAACAAUAUAUCUCGCUACAGCAAGGGCGGAUCCUCAUCCUCGUCGUUUCAUCCUAGUCAGCGCGGUCAGUAUGGUAACACCAGUCACCACACGGGAGUUGGCGAGAAGGCAGCUGGUGGCAACGACAAGGGCACACGAGCUGCAUCUUCAAGCAAGGGCAGCAAAAAUGGAUCCACCUGCUCAAGGAGCAACGGCAGAGGAGCGUACUAUAACAACAACUCUGCUCGAGGAGACCACUAUGCAGACCAUGGACCGUCACCAAAUAUAAAAGGCAGUGGUCCUCGGGAGGGGCCGGAUCCACCUCCAUUGCAGACAGAGCAUCCUCCGUUUACCUUUUUGGAGCUCGCGAAUUCAGAGGAGCAUCGGAAAAACUGGCGUGUCGCUUUGUGGGAUGAGGAAAAGCGAAGUUACGCGUUCUACUACCCGAACUAUCUCGCAGAGGACAAGUUGCUCUACUACUACAAUGAAAUAAAGAAGCACGCUCGAUGGGAGCCAGUAUGGGGUACUAGCACAAUAGAAAUUUAGGAUAUUAACUACUAUCUAAUUUGCGUCUUAAAUUGAUCUGCUCUGUCGAUAUCUUCUAACGAUCUGUGCCUUCUCGAUAAGUCUAAGUUAGUACUAUCGAUCAAUUUACUUAUUGUAUCCACUUGAUUCUACUAGCCCUACUACAUUUCUUAAUCAUCGUUUGUGCCUUUAUAUCCGCUUUCUGUUGUUGUGUCUCUGCUUUUCAAUAAUCUCAAUGUUUUCUAUACCUCUUUCGCGACAUGCAUAUACUUAAUAGGUGGUAGCAAGAUUUCCCGGCAGACGGCCUGGUACGUCCAUGAUACCGAUUGCACGUGCAUUUACACGUAUGGACACGACAGUCGGAUCCCGAAUAAGUCCUCGGAUGCAUUUAAGAAGUUGAUGCACGAGCUGUGGGCAGAUCUGGGGUUCGACAAGAUGACCGUUGUGCCUAAUUCGGUUAAUUUGAACCUCUACGAAAACGAAACGCAAGGAUGCGGAUGGCAUGCGGACAACGAGAAUCUCUUUGACGGCGUGCGCCGCGAUUGCCGCAUCCUGUCGAUGUCCCUAGGCGGUCCCCGAGAGUUUUGGAUUGGAGAGAAGCACGACAGGAAGGUACUACAGAUCUUUUAUGGAAUGAAAAAGUGCUUACGGAAUGAAAAUGGAGGUUGCUUUUACUUAAAAAUCGUCUCCGACGUUUUCGUACCUAUUUGUCGACGGCACGCCGCAGCGAGCGCCCGCACCACCGUGCCGCAUGUGAUUUUUUUUUUACAUUGAGAGUUAAAGUUUCUGCAUAUGGCUUGCUAUUUAGGGCCUUUCAAACAAGGAUGUUCUUUUAAUUUUCAUUCAGAAAGUCUUACUCCUUUUUUUUUGGAUAAAAGGAGUGAGACUUUCUGAAUGCAAAUUAGUUAUGUAGCAAGUGGCGACUGCCACGUUGGCGGACGCGUCUUUUGGUGGAAGGUGCUCGCGACGCUUCUCUGUGCUGUGUCGCUUGCGCUGACACCAUUCCACCCCUCCAGCACACUCUUGUAAGGGCGCGCCUCUGAUCUUCGUUAUGCCGAAGAUCAUUAGGGAUCGACAAGCUCAAUCAAACUAUUAAUUUUCAUUCAGAAAGUCUUACUCCUUUUUUUUUGGAUAAAAGGAGUGAGACUUUCUGAAUGAAAAUUAGUUAUUUGGUAAGUGGCGACUGCCACGUUGGCGGACGCGUCUUUUGGUGGGAGGUGCUCGCGACGCUUCCCUGUGCUGUGUCGCUUGCGCUGACACCAUUCCACCCCUCCAGCACACUCUUGUAAGGGCGCGCCUCUGAUCUUCGUUAUGCCGAAGAUCAUUAGGGAUCGACGAGCUCAAUCAAACUAUUAAUUUUUCAUUCAGAAAGUCUUACUCCUGGCGAUCUUCAUUAUGGAUAAAAGGAGUAAGAUUUUCUGAAUGAAAAUUGAUGGAAUAUGAUUCUCUUCAUAGAUCAACAACUCACAUACAUAGGUUCUCUUCGUACAUGAUCAUAGAUCAACAUCUCUUCAUAAGACUUCCUGAGUGAAAAGCAAGUUGACUAGAUUCUCUUCAUAUUACAUCUUAACAAUAUCAAUAUCAAUACCAUCAUACUACCUCAAGUUAGGUAAAUGAAUGAAUGAAUGAAAACAGGCCAAGCGAGACACGAUUGUAGAGACAACAUUACACGCGGGAGACCUGAUUACGAUGGAAGGCAUGAUGCAGAAGCACCAUUUACACUACGUCCCCUAUUUGCGUUCUCGCGAGAACAUUCGACCACGGAUCAAUCUGACUUUCCGAGACCUCGUCGUCCAUAAGCCUAACUGCAAGAAGAGACGAAUGCAGGUAGGGGGUUCGACGUCGUCCACUGCUCCACAUGCACUUCCUGCAGCUUUUUCUGAUAGAGGGAUGGAAAUGGAUGCGGAGGAGAAACAACGACAAGAAAAGGAGGAGUCUGAAGUUGGCAAGAAACAACAAGAAGAGGAGUCUGCUUCUGCAGUAGAGGGCAAUACAUCAAGCAAGAACACGAGGUUUCGAGGACAUGAAAAGUACAUUCACACAUGGACGCGGGCCCAUGUGCCUUGGGGAAUUGAGCGUGUAGAACCUGUAGAGAAGUGGACGAACUGCAAUAGCUGCGGAGACGGACCUGAUAGGGGUCGACGGUGCAUCGAGGUUCCACGCUUGCCCAAAGUGGAGGUAGAGGGCCGGUUUUCAUCCAGUUCCCCUGAUAAGGCCAGCACUGCCGCGACCAAGAAGGGUGCAACAUCGCGGACCACGGCAAGACGGAAAGGCAGGGCGGGAAGCACGACAGUAACCGAGGAUACCGAUGAGGGAAGCAGAUCCCCUACAGCGAUGAGGGGAACAUCUGUCAAGGUGCAACUUCAAUCUUCUGCGCAGAAAAUAGAAGCUGCAACCGUGGUUUCUAAAUCAGAAUACCGAUGUAGAAUCUGUCUUGCGAACGAGGAUCCGCGGUGGCUUAGCAUGCUAUCUCUUGACGAUUUUCUCGCGGGCCGAAAGCCUGGCGUUGCUUCUUCCGCGAGUGUGGUACUUAAUACAGCGUCACCACCUCCUCCAACUACUUCUUCCACAGCAAAUGCACAGCGUGCGACAAAAGCAAAAGAAGAGACGAAGAAAGCCAAAGAAGAUAGUACAAGUAAGAAAUCGCGUAAAUCAAAACAGUACGCUGAGGAUUCGUUGCGUGGCAUCGAGUUGCCUUCUGUCUACGCGAACAUGGAUUUUAUAGAAGACGCAGCAACCCUAAAUCCACAAGAAGGGAAGACUGGACACCUUCCAGCAGGAAACAAGGAUGCAGCAGGAAAAAAGGAUGCUUCUUUAUCACGCGGCGAGACGGCAGGAACAGAUGCUUCAUCUUCGCGCGAAGCAGCUAGAGGAAAAAGUGAUGCACGCAGCGAAGCCGUGGCAGGAAAAGGAGAUGCAAGUGGCGGGACGGGAAAAAAAGGAACAGCACGCAGCGAGACGGGUAAAAAAGGAGCGCGAGCACAGCCGGAAGAGACGACAAAGGGCGGUAGAGUGGGAGAUCGAAAGCAAGCAGAUGACAGGUAUUUCGAUGACUAAGAGUAGUAGAGGUUCACUUCAGGAUCCGGUGAAUCCUUACAGUACUAGUUAGUAAGCAACCGCUACUGUUUCGUGAUGAAAAUCUCUCUCUCCACCACUGCAGGUCUAAAAUAGAAGAUACAGGCGUCAACGCGUCUUCUGCUGCACCCGCGUCAUCUAGUCCGCAAGCCUCGGAGCCGGAGAAGGCGACCAGAGGAAAGGUAGAACAGUUGCAUAAUAGCAAAGCAUCUCCUUUUCCAGAGGUCGACGGAUCAUCAAAGGGAAUGUCAAAAGAAAAGACUACUACAACGUCCACGCAACAACAAGAAAUAAAGAAGCACGCAACAGCAUCAUCUUCAUCCAAUAUUAAUAAACAAAAGACCACUAGUACGUCGGCUGAGCACACAGAGGAGGUCGUGGAAGAUGAGAAAGCUUAUUGGAAACCAAAGGGCUCGAAUCGAGAGCCCCGACGGAGACGGCCACGCUAUGGAAGGGGCAGUUGGGAAUCAUGGAAGGAAAAAAACGCAACUCCUGCACAAGACAAACCUAGGUCUAGUAAAGAGCACAACGCACCGACAACAGGAGCUUCGCAGCAGCCUGAUGCCUCUGAGAAGGGCCAAACACGUGAACAGAAGAAUGGCAGCGAAAAAGGAAGGGAUCCAGUUGCUGACCAACAACACGCCAGCACUGAACAGCAACACGCCAGUAAAGAUGAAGAAAUGCGAGCCGUAGAUGAAAAACGACUGCCAUCGACUACUUCCGCUUACACUGCUAGAUCGGAAAAUCAUGACCGGUAUCGCGCAGAAUAUGGGCGACACAGAACGCCAGGGGCGCAGAGGGGGCGUUACAAUAAUUACGGGUAUAACCGUCCUCGAAAAGCAGGUGACAAGUGGUGGGACUGGGAGGACGCUGGUACGCACAAACAGCAGGAGACGGUUUGGCGCCCCAAGAAUGCGAGUAGGUAG